AAACGGGCAUUGACCGCUCCUUAUGCAUGGUAAAAGGAAAGUAUAUCACCGCAACAAAUUGUUUGGAAAAUAAUUAACAGUGUGUUUCACAACCAUUCGCGUGUGUGUAGACAUAUGAAACUCAUUAAUUUGAGAGAAAAGUCGAACGUUUGCGUCUGGAAUCAGAUACGAAACCAAAAUGACUGGCUCCUGACUUCCUAAUUUAGCAUUCUGAUCGACAUUCAACAUGGCGAGAAAAUUUGAGGUGCUAGCACAUGGAUGUUGCUGUCGCAUGUGGUGGGCGACCUUCAGGUCAUGACCUUGCACCGAGCAACCCGGUGAAGGAAAUGACAGAGAAGUUUGUUACCGAGAUGUGACUCCACUGAUGCUAAUCCUUGUGUUGUAAUAACAGCUUCGCCAACACGUUCUCUCCUCCUAACAUGCAAGCUGGAACGUUUAGGAUUCCUUGAAAUAUUUUCACAGAUGACAUUUUGAGAAUAUUUACAGAUUCAACAUUCAUGUGCAAUUUGUAGUGAAUUAGGACUCCUUUGUUGAGGAUUUGUGUUUGUUUUCCCUCCCAUCGAGGAUUAUGUUGUUAUGUUUUAUGUCCAGUGCAAUAAUGGCUCUACGAUGCAGUCAACGAUUAUACGCAAAUGGCUGAUAUGUGGAUAAUGGUGGAUUCAAUGCCUUUUGGUUGACGACGUCACGCAGUGGUCAUGGCGAAAAAGGCAGAGGGACGCACUUUUAACAUCGGCGUGAUCGGAUUAUCUGGAACUGAACGGGAGAAGGGGCAAUAUGGUGUGGGCAAAUCCUGUCUUUGCAAUCGAUUCCUGUACCAGGUGGCUGACAAGUACCACACAGAACACAUCUCUGUGUUGUCGCAGAGUGACUUCGCUGGACGGGUCAUCAACAACGACCACUUCCUGUACUGGGGCGAAGUCACCAAAACGGAUGAAGGGAACAAUUUUACUUUCAAUGUGGUGGAACAGACUGAGUUUAUAGAUGAUGUGUCGUUUCAACCAUUCAAAACAGGGAGGACGGAACCUUACACCAAAAGAUGUGUUCAAACCAAAGUGCAGUCUGCGGAGAAACUGAUGUACAUUUGUAAGGACCAACUUGGUAUGGAAUCAGACUAUGAACAGAAGCUGAUGCCAGAAGGAAAGUUAACCAUUGACGGCUUCAUCUGCUGUUUUGACGUCAGUCAGGCCCCCCAGCGGCCAGUUGACAAGCAAGUGGAAUUCGUGGCAGCGUUGCUGAGCGCUGUUCUCAAAGCCAAGAAACCGCUGGUUCUUGCAACCACAAAACAUGAUGAUGCAGAGGAACUUUUUGUGGAAAAAGUAGAGAAAUUACUCAACAGACGGGAGUUCAAAGGAUGCUUUCCAUUGGUUGAAACAUCCGCACAUGACAAUGUGAAUACAGAGCUUGCUUUCAUGACUCUAGCCCACCUCAUUGACAAGACUAAAGCUCGAGCCAAAGUGAUUCCUUUCAAUGAAGCAUUGAAAGCUCGGCAAGAAAUCCUCGGGGUUGCAAACAAAGCCUAUCAGAACUUGCUCAAAUUGCAUGUUACAGAUCCAGUGCUAAGUUGGCUGGCGUGUCGGAAGAAAUUUGUGAAUGAGCCUGAUUUUGGACAUUAUGUUGACCUCUUUGGUACAGAUAAGGCAAAGAAGUUGUUUCGCAACCAUGUAAAACACCUACGGGAUGAGCAGAUUCAGCUGAAGGAACAGACUUAUUUGUCCCAGAUACCCAAGAUUUUAAAACACUUCCUCCCUAGUCUAGAUGCAAUAGGUGACAGGAGCUGGCCAACAGUUCAGAAGAACAUCCAGAAGCAUGAAGACUUCUCCAAGUAUUUUGUGGACGCUUGCACGUCAGGGCAGGGCACAUGGAAGACGACUGAUGCCUUCCUUGACAGCCAGGAUGAGACCAGGAUACCAUUUGAUUUGCUCAACUCCCCUGAUGCAGAGACCUGCUUCAGGAACCACGUCAACGAGCUGCAGGCGAACCACCGUAGGAAGGAACUCCAGCGACAGUUCAAGAAGCUGCUGGAGGAGAAUCACCAGGUGACACCGGGGAAGACGCUAGGGGAGACGUACGUGUUCUUCGUAGGGAAGGAGGGGUACAACGGGCUGGAUGAGACGGACCGCAGCAUCGUGUACGAACAGCAUCAGCAGGAACUGCGACAGCAGGCCAAGCAUGAGUUCCAGGAACUCCUGUGGGAACAGUCACAGAUAUUUCUGAAUCUCAAUUCCACAGGGAGGCUGACGCCAGAAGACCUGAAGGGCAUCACGUUAGCACUGCACGAUGAUCCUAGGUACAAGGUUCUCUGUCGCCUGGAGGAGGACCGUAAAGUGAUGAUUCUCAACCAUCUCGGCUUCAUCCAGUGUCCAUCCAAGGAUCGGUGCUACUUCCGGGAGAACUGUGUUGACCUGCAGUCCCAAAAACUACUGUCCUCCAGGUCAUCCAGGCCGGAGGUGGUCCAGUCAUGUGAGAUCGAGGAUGGGUCAGAACGGUGUCUCAACCUGGUGCUGCUUGGCAAGGACGGACUCGCCAAAGAUGUCAACCUGGCUAUCAGGAAUCUAUGUAUAGACGAUGAGUAUGUUCAUGAUAGUGUCAACUACAGCCUUGACUACCGGCCUAUAGAUGGCGAUGUCAGUUUGGAGCAUAAUGCAUUAGCCACAGCUAACUUCAAACCACAUGGAUGUGUGUGUGUCUACAACUCCUUGCACACUCUGACGUAUGUGCGGGAGAGUCUGGAACGCUCACUGUUCACUGAUCUCGAGCAGGAUGUACAGGCCCUCAACGGGAUGCCCAUUGCAGUCAUUCAAGCAUAUAAUUCUAGUCAAAGUGACAAGGAGCGGGAGAUACUCCACGAUGAUGGCCAGAAUCUUGCCAAAAGGUUACAUGGUGAAUUCAUCAACAUUCCUGAGGACAUAGAUGAGGCCUCACAUACGCAGUUUGACAGCUGUCAGAUCCACCGGGCGCUGCAGGCUGUCAUUCGCCGCUGCUCAUCAAGCAUGGGGGGCUGGCUCCUCUCAGAGCAUGCACAGCCAGAUAUCAGGAUAUCUGUGUGCAUGAUGUGCGGUGAUGAGUUCAUGGUGGACGUCCCGCUAGGACCCUUCUUGAAUAAUGAAUUCUGCAGAGUGUCACCUAAAGCACCCCAUCUCAUUACUCUGGACACUUUCCUGGAGUAUCAGAAACAGCGAAUAGAAAUAGAAGUGUCAUCUUACCAUGGGGACAGCCACGACCUUCAACAAGUCACACAUGGCUACAUUCUUGUAUACUCCGCCAAACGGAAAGCUUCUCUUAUGACGCUCAGAGCAUUUGCUUUGCGUCUCCCCAAUGUGCCUAAACUGAUCCUGGCAGUAUCGGACAGCAGCGGUGCGUCGUCCUUCUACUCCAGUCAGUACAGUCAACGUCUCAUCACCGACGGCAACUCACUGGCAGACCGCAUUGCCGCUCACUUCAUGACCACCACAGCCAACUUCACACAACAGAACACGGGAACAGCAGUAUACAACCCUUUCUUCAAGGAAGCCUGGGAGAGAAAGGAGGAAUCAGAGGACAUGUUCCUCGAGCCAGUGGACGAGCAGAGCCCACCGGCAUACGACGACCGCAGCACCUACAUUGACCGAAGGCCUCCAGCCCCACUGCCAUACAAUACUUAUCAUACCACCAAGAGCAGUACAAGUAAUAGCCAAAGCACAGAGGACUCAGAGCCUUUGUACGACCAGCCCAAUCUGUACCAAGGUCGCUACCCUUCCGACAGCGACCAUGACCGGGCGUCCUCAACGUCACCCGUACCAUCAGGGGAAGACAUCUACGCAGAAGUUGGACCACAGUCAAAUGGUGAACAUCUAGUCAGACCGAGCUAUGUGAAGACUCGGCAACACAUGCAUGCGGUCCAACAAUACAAAGACCAUCGGAAGUCUCUGCCGAUACUGGAGAGCUCCUGUGACUCUUCUCGCCUGAUGAGCGAGAGUACGGAGUUUUCCGACUCGGACGUUCAAUCGAUUAGUCACUUCCACAAGUCCAGUAGUAUGAAGCUAGAGAUGCCUGUUGAACCGUCAGAGCAGCUUCAGCCAAAGUCUCUCCUUGUGUUGUUUGUGUUUCUGUCUAUCUCAUGCCUCCUUUCCAUCGUCUUUCUCUCCAAGCUUGGGCGCUUAACGAGCACAUGCGUCGCCACCAUGAGAGGAAGUACGCCGCUGCCGCCGCGGCAGCCUGCAAGCAGACCUCUAGCAGCGAAGAUGGCUGGGUGGACAACAACCUAUAUGAGACAGCCAGUGCAAUGCACCACGACCGAGUGUGGGGGGGACAACGACUUGUACUGCCACGGGGGCGACCCUAUGGAUAUCCGCCACCCCCGGUACGGUCCUGUGUCCCCCGAGGAUGCAGUGUGGGCAGAUGAGCAGUACAGUCCACAGGACACCAGGCCACAUAGACGAUCACAGUCUCGAGGAAGUCAUGAUAGGCCCAAGAUGUCUGGCAGUAGAGUGCAGGCUCCUCUCGCAGUGCCUGAGCCCAUCGAGAUAGCAGACUACUGUACAGUGAAGGAUGCUGUGAACACGUUCGAGCCUCUGGAGAACGACUACGGAACAGUGCAGGACGCUCUACCUCGGGGGAAACUCCAUCGUGUCAAGUCCUCCUCUGGCAAGAAAGAAAAAGGUUCCGAUUCGGAAGACUCUGACUUCAGUUCACUGGAGCGUGACCAGCAUGAAGAGGUGGCCCCAACUGCUAGGGUCACUAGGCGCCCCACCCCCUACAGGAAGAAGGGCAAACAGAGAUCUCAAGACAGUGCCAUGCAGUCCGUAGACAAACGAAGGCCUAUCGGGCUUCCGAGGGGGACCACAUUUGGGGGGAAAUCAGUUCGCAGCAACUCCCCGUCGGAAGGGAGUGAGGGGACCGGGGACGAGUGUCCCGGCAGGAGGAAGGAGAAGAAGAGGCGGUCAUUCCGUCGUCAGAAAGGCUUCGUAGUCAGCCAGAGUCCAGGGAGAGCCAUCAGUCCACCCAUGUCCGACAGUGACCACAUUGUCGGAUCCCCCCCUGGUCGCCCAUUUCAUAACGAGAAUCAGUUUGAGCCUAUGAUUCCCCCUUACUCCACUAUGCCACACAGUCGGCUUGGUUGUUUCCCACAGAGGAGACGGAAUGAUGGCGGCAACCAGUUCCUGGUGAAACUGAAGUCCAAAACAAUGCGGGACCCAGAGAAGCAGAGGAAGAAGGAGGAGAAGAGACGACAGAAAGAGGAGGAGAAGCGCCUUAAGGAGGAGAGGAAGAUGAAGAAGAACCCCAGCAAGAGUUCUGGUCCGUCCCAGAGCGGCUGUUGCCUGGAAGACUUCCCCACCUCCACCGACAAUCCCCUCAUCCCACUGUUUGUGGAGAAGUGUAUCAUCUUCAUCGAGGAGGAAGGUCUGUACGCAGAAGGUAUCUACCGAAUACCUGGCAAUAAGGGGCAGGUGGAUCUUCUCACAUCCAAGUUUAAUGAAGACAUCAACACGGACAUUCAUUCACUAGAUAUACAAGUGAAUGCAGUGGCUACCAUCUUGAAACAGUUCUUCAUGGACCUGACCGAGCCCCUCAUCCCAGUGCAGCUGUACGAUGAACUCAUCAUUGCAGCAGAUGGAAAAGACAGAAAAGGUGUUCGAGACAAGAGCAGUCGGUUGUUAGCCCUGCGAGGAGUCCUCAAGAAACUGCCUGAUCAGAAGUACAAACAGAACUUUGAAGUACUGAAGUAUCUUAUCACACAUCUACACAGAGUAUCAGAACACAGCGAGCACAACAGCAUGGAUGAUUCCAACCUGGCCCGAUGCUGGUGGCCGACCCUGAUGCGGGUGGAGAUCACGUCGUACGAGCAGAUGGGCCAGUACUCUGUGUUCCUGGUCAACAUCAUGCAAACCCUCAUUGAACAAUAUAACUUCUUCUUCCACGGCGGGGACGAGGUAUGAGGGCGCCGCCACACCACACAGGCAUCAACCCACAGCUGCCAAACUCACCUGGCGGCACCGAUGACGCAGCAAGCCCGACCAACAGCAGGAAAUAUGUUCUGCUUUGUGCGAUUUUCUACUCACGAUGUGCCACGUCACAUCUCAAGUGCAACGCAUAAUACCCAGAAAACAGUGUUCAUCAUCUGUAUGUGGCCAUAUGGGAGGUAGAGACGCCGCCGCUAUGUGUUAAGCUUGGCAUAUCAAGUGCUGAAUCAUUGUGCGACCAGUGUGUGCUGGUAUUUCACAUUGCCUUAACCCAUUACCCUUGUGGUAUACUGGUUAGUCGGUCAAGCCGAACAGCCAUUUGCUCGGCUGUCGGCCACGACUCACAGUUAUGGCAAAUUGUUGCUCUCUCUGUUGUUAAUGCUUGUUACUUUUAUACCUUCUUUAACGCGGCGUGUCACACGCCACAGCCUACCGCAACACCAGACUGACGAACCGACAGAUGGACACAGGUCAUAGUUAGUUGUUGUCAUUACAUCCAUGUACGGUGUUUGUAUAUUUGUGCAUAGUUGUUGAUCGUGGUGUUUUUAAUCAUGAUUACUCAAUAGGCAUAUACAAUAGCAUACUACCGGCUCAUUUCCCAUUUCUGUUUACACCAUUGACGAUCCAAAUAUAAUUGAUUUCUUUGUUGUUAAUUUAAAGACCUUUUUUAUCUGUGAUAAAUGAACUCGCUGUUCUGUAAAUGUGUAUUCUAGAGGACUGUGCCCUAUUGGAGUGUUAGUGUUGUUUUAGAAUUAGCCGAUCUUGGUGCUGAGAAUUGUUCGACCAGUAGCCAGAGCAGGAAGAGGGCAAGUCUCCCUCACAGAUCCUGUUCGCAGAAUCAACUGUUAUCGUCUUUAAUAUUUAUAUAUGCUGAGACCGUUACGGCAGUUCUGGUAGUGAUAGUGGUGGCCAUGAAGCAGUAUCUGCAACCUUUCACUCUGUAAAAUUGUACAUAUUUCUAAUUUAAGACAUAAGAUUGUUGUCGCCUUUUGUGUCAAAUGAAUAAAUGUAUGAUGCUCAUGUGAAGUUCUUAUUUUGUUGGUUUUAAAAUGAAGAAAGGAACAAAUAGGUGUUAAGUUCCGAUAUUAACAAGCCUGCCUGAAAAAUCAUGAAGGGGUCUUCUCAUGGUAAUUUGGGGAGGAAGUUUCUGUCUAUUUGAGCUCAUGAACCUUUGCUGAUUUUGACAGCCAGCAAAGUAAUUUUUCAACAACUUAAAUCAACCAAGGUGUAUAUGUAUAAAACUUGUUUGGUUGAGGAGUCUGAAAUUUGAAAGAUCAAUAUUGUCAAUAUAUUAAAUAUUUUUAAAUAUUUCAACUAAAUGCUAAGUAUUGCCCAGUAAUCGUACAUAUCAGGUCCAUAAUGUUGGGCACAGUAUUACAACCUGACUGUUUGGAACGAAGCCUUCAGUCUGUUGAACUUAGAGCAAGAGCCUUGUGCUGUCAGUCAGCGUCAGACAUUUAGCCCUCUUGAUUGGCAGUUGUGGGCUUGCAUGUUCAACUAGAAACACAAGGUUGUGACAUAUGUCCAUUUCCAUCCCAUAUCAUUUUGUGGUUAAUAAACGUGGAAAUGAAAUAGAAAUCUGGGAUAUUAGGGCAGGUUGCUAAAUAUGUACUUACAAUUACUGACUUUGUUGCCAUCGCCACUGCUGUAAAUUUUGUUCACAAUUACAUUUACUUCUUCAAUUUAACAAAUGUAACCCCUAUCCAGAUUGAAUGUGAAGUCACAAAGCACAAGAUUCAUUUCAAUCAAAGUUGUAGAUCGAUCUCAAAUGUCACUCAUAAUCAUUGAAAGCAAGUUGAGUUCAUGAAAUGGGAAGCUUCAUUUCAGCCGAGCUCCUCUCAUACAUUGACAGUCAGACAAUCAUAAACAUCCUUAUUUUCUAAAUCAACAUUGUUCUAUUUUUAUCCUGUCAAUUUUGCUACCACAAACAACCAACUUCAUCGGUAAAUGAUUCUGUUGUGUGACUUGCAUGAAUCUUGAUAUCACAGGUUAGAUGUCUAAGAAAUUAAUAUUGUUUGUUAUGACAAUAAGCAUGAUUAUGCUCAUUUAAAUUUGAAAUGGAUGGAGCUCACAAAGGACCUUGACCUUCCUACAUCUCUCGUACAGGUGUUGGGGCUAAGAAAAGAAUAUGGAGGCUGUACAUAUGUAAUACUAAUGUCACAUGAGUAUUAUGAGAGGAUCAGUGACAGGUCAGGCCAAAUGAUUGGGGUCGUGUCACUUGCACAAGUGAUGUCUGUGAUAUGUGUUUGCCUUCGCAGUCAUAACAUGGAGUCAUUGUGUGCAACUACUUAGUCAGAUAGAAUAUGGGCUUGUUGAGUUCGUAUGACCCCCCAGCAACAAUACUAAAUCAAAAUUGUUAUUUCACAAACGGAUCUUGUUGAUCCUUAUGUAUACCAGACUGCCUUGCUGAGGUGAUAUUGUGUUCACUGAUGCAUAUCACGUUUCAAUGGUGAGUACAUGUUCCGGUUCCCCGAACACCGGUACGACAGACAGUGGGCAGGGCUGGUCCAUCAGUAUUGACUAUAGGUAAACAACAUUUUAUUUGCUUUGAAUAUCCUGUAACGUGUACACUGCUUUGACAAUGUUCUGUCUCAAACUUUUUGUCAUGAAUAAACUGGAAACAAUUUACAGUGGAAA
Haliotis rubra (blacklip abalone) is the source of this 8576-nucleotide messenger RNA. Its product is annotated as rho GTPase-activating protein 190-like. Gene Ontology annotation, biological process: signal transduction. The record is from RefSeq and is a predicted model, not a curated record. Lineage: Eukaryota; Metazoa; Mollusca; Gastropoda; Lepetellida; Haliotidae.